AUGGCACACACUCGACCCUCUCCCGGCGACAUCUUCGACACCCUCAGCAUCGGGUUCGGACCCGCUUCUGUCGCUCUCGCCAUCGCCCUCGCAGAACUCAACGCUCACCACCCGCGCCCUCAGUCCCAGCCAGUCUACUCCUCCCUCGGCGGACUACAGCACGCGCUCGGCUUCGAUGCCCAACAGGUGGCGGGCGAGCAGCGCAAGAACAGCGGAGUAGAGGGGAGGAAAGUCAAGGCGGCGUUCGUCGAGCGGUACAACGGGUUCAGGUGGCACCCCGGCAUGAUGCUCGAGGGGAGCAAGAUGCAGAUCUCCUUCCUCAAAGACUUGGCGACUCUCCGCAACCCGCAAUCACCUUACACGUUCCUCUCCUACCUCGCCUCGUUCCAGCCUUCCCGCCUCGUCUCCUUCAUCUCCCUCUCGACUUUCACACCCUCCCGUCGCGAAUUCGCAGACUACCUCACUUGGUGCGCGGAGAAAGUCACGGCCGAGAUUCGCGCGCAGGGAGGCGAAGUCAGUUUUGGAGAAGAGGUCGUGGGCGUCGAUGCGUUGAGGCCGGACGAGCACGAUGAGGGAGCGGAUGUCCGCGUCUUGCGAGUCACGUCCCGCGUACUCGAGACGAACGAGUUCGUACACCGAUACACACGGAACCUCGUCGUCUCGGCUGGCGGGUCGCCCAAAGUCCCUCCUCAGCUCGCCGCGCCCGAACUCGUCCAGACCGGACGGGUCCUCCACACCGCUUCGUUCCUCGAGCACAUUGACCGCGUCUUGCCGGAGGUCGUCGAGCACGCCGAGGAGCGACCGAUCCGGUUGGCGGUGAUCGGCGCAGGACAAUCAGCAGCCGAGUGUUUCCUCCACCUCCGGACGAAACUCGCUCCUCUCCUCCCUUCCUUCCUCACACACCGACCGCAAAUCGACAUGCUCAUCCGCUCCUCCGCACUCCGACCCACCGACGAAGGACAGUUCUCGAACGAGGUGUUCGACCCGAGUAUGAGUCAGGCUGUUUACCGGCUCGGGGAGAAGGAGAGGGAGCGAGUGUUGGGCGAGGCCAAGGGGACGAAUUACUCGAUUGUGAAUCCGAGGACGCUGGAGGCGGUGUACGAAACGAUGUACGACCAGAAAGUCGAGGAAGACGUCGCCGUGCGCACCGGCUCGCCCGCCUCUUCCCUCACGCGCGACCCACACCUCAACAUCCGUCCCUACACCGAGAUCCGCGAAGCGCGCCCUACGCCUUCAGGCGCGAUCGAGCUUGUCUUGUUCAACCCGAUUACGAGGGAGGAGAGGAGCGUGACGUAUGACGCGGUUGUGUGCGGGACGGGCUAUGACAGGCAGGCUUGGAGGCGGCUGCUCUUCCCUCCCGAAUCGGCGCUCGAGUCUCUCGAGGGGGAGACGAUUCCCCUCGCGGCGUUGUUCGACACGGACGCCGACGACUCGCCCGCCUCCUCGUCCUCGAUACCCGAGUCGAGUCCGCCCACUACCCCUCCCCCCGCCCUCUCGCUCCCCGACAGCGCCUUCACCGACCUCUCCCGUCCGCUCCCCUCGUCCUCUUCUGCAUCUACGUCGUCCCGCUCUUCAAGCUCCGUCUCUCCCUCGCGCUUCGACUCCCACUCGCGCCGCUCCUCCUCGAAACCCUCUACCGCCCCGACCAGCCCUCCCUGUCCCUCCUCGCCCACCUCCAAGCGCUCCCCCUCCUCGACGCCGUCUUACAAAGUCCUCGAGAACUACCGCCUCUCCUUACCGCGCCAGACGAACGAUGGGAGGGGUUUCAGGCCGACGGUUUGGUUGCAGGGGAGUUGUGAGAAGAGUCAUGGGAUUAGUGACUCGUUGUUGAGUGUACUAGCGGUCAGGAGCGGGGAAGUCGUACAGUCCCUCCUCGCCGAAGGGAACUUUGAGACGGAUCACUAG
This is a messenger RNA of Rhodotorula toruloides NP11, 1905 nucleotides long. RefSeq names its product L-ornithine N5-oxygenase. Bases 1 to 1905 code for a protein of 634 amino acids. NCBI's taxonomy places the organism in Eukaryota, Fungi, Basidiomycota, Microbotryomycetes, Sporidiobolales, Sporidiobolaceae. The transcript is spliced from 4 exons. Gene Ontology annotation, biological process: intracellular iron ion homeostasis. The record is from RefSeq and is a predicted model, not a curated record.